Messenger RNA from Hansenula ciferrii, 768 nucleotides. It is a transcript of the gene NNT1, whose product is annotated as S-adenosylmethionine-dependent methyltransferase. Lineage: Eukaryota; Fungi; Ascomycota; Saccharomycetes; Phaffomycetales; Wickerhamomycetaceae. Gene Ontology annotation, molecular function: protein-lysine N-methyltransferase activity. The transcript has a single exon. Gene Ontology annotation, biological process: peptidyl-lysine dimethylation. The coding region runs from base 1 to 768 and encodes 255 amino acids. The record is from RefSeq and is a predicted model, not a curated record.
AUGUCAGAUACAGAAUCCAUAGGAGGUGAUCUUUUCCAAGAACCAGAAGGUUAUUACAAACCAAAACCAGCUGAUCAUUAUGCUAAAUAUGAACGUAAAACUUCAAAAGAACCUAAAACUAUAAAUCUUAAAUUAAUUGGUUCAUCACCAUUAUGGGGUCAUUUACUUUGGAAUGCUGGUAUUUUCACUGCUGAUUAUUUAGAUAAACAUUCUGAUGAUUUAGUUAAAGGUAAAGAUGUUUUAGAAUUAGGUGCUGCUGCUGCUUUACCAAGUAUUAUUUGUGGUUAUAAUGAUGCAAGAAAUGUUGUUUGUACAGAUUAUCCAGAUGUUGAAUUAAUAUCGAAUAUUGAACAUAAUAUUAAAACUGCACCUGGUCUUAAUCAAGAGACAGUUACUGUUGAUGGGUAUAUAUGGGGGAAUGAUUAUGAACCUUUAUUCUCCAAGAUUAGAAAUGAUUCAACUCAUCAAAAUAAAAAAUUUGAUUUAAUUAUAUUAUCAGAUUUAGUUUUCAACCAUACUGAACAUCAUAAAUUAUUGAAAACUUGUCAAGAUUGUCUUGAACCAAAUGGGAAAUGUCUUGUUGUUUUCUCUCCUCAUAGACCUUGGUUAUUAGAAAAUGAUUUAGAAUUUUUUGAAACUGCAAAAGAAUAUGGUUUUAAAACUGAUAAAAUUGAUUUAGUUCAAUGGAAACCAAUGUUUGAGGAAGAUCAAGAGACUGCAGAGAUUAGAGCUAGAGUUUAUUCAUUCUUUUUAACAUUUGAUAAAUAG